This is a messenger RNA of Pristis pectinata (smalltooth sawfish), 10399 nucleotides long. RefSeq names its product coiled-coil domain containing 6b (gene ccdc6b). The coding region runs from base 57 to 1412 and encodes 451 amino acids. The record is from RefSeq and is a predicted model, not a curated record. NCBI's taxonomy places the organism in Eukaryota, Metazoa, Chordata, Chondrichthyes, Rhinopristiformes, Pristidae. The transcript is spliced from 9 exons.
GCUCCACCCCUCGCACUGGCGCACAAGCCGGGCUCGGGCAGCCAGCGGUUCCCAACAUGGCGGACAGCGCUAGCGAGAGUGACACGGACGCGGCGGGCAGCUCGUCCGCGCUGCCGCCCACCUCGUCCUCGGCCGCCUCUUCCUCCAAGGCCGGCAUCGUGAUCUCGGCCUCCAAGCUGGAGGAGCUGAGCAACCGGCUCGCGUCUCUGCAGCAAGAGAACAAGGUGCUGAAGAUCGAGCUGGAGACCUACAAGCUGAAAUGCAAGGCCCUGCAGGAGGAGAACCGCGACCUGCGCAAGGCCAGCGUCACCAUCCAAGCAAGGGCUGAACAGGAGGAAGAAUUUAUCAGUAACACCUUGUUUAAGAAGAUCCAAGCUUUACAAAAAGAAAAAGAAACACUGGCUGUAAAUUAUGAGAAAGAAGAAGAAUUUCUAACAAAUGAACUCUCCCGCAAGCUGAUGCAGUUGCAGCAUGAAAAAGCCGAACUGGAACAGACACUGGAGCAGGAACAGGAGUUUCAAGUAAAUAAACUGAUGAAAAAGAUUAAGAAAUUGGAGAAUGAUACUCUUUCCAAACAAUUUACACUUGAACAGCUGCGUCGUGAGAAAAUUGACCUUGAAAAUACCUUGGAGCAAGAACAAGAAGCUUUAGUAAAUAGACUGUGGAAACGCAUGGACAAACUGGAAGCUGAGAAGCGAAUCUUGCAGGAAAAACUAGACCAGCCUGUUUCAGCCCCGCCUUCACCAAGGGACAUUUCCAUGGAAAUAGACUCACCAGAAAACAUGAUGCGACAUAUCAGAUUUUUGAAGAAUGAGGUAGAGAGGCUAAAAAAGCAACUUCGAGCUGCCCAGUUACAGCAUACAGAGAAAAUGGCGCAGUAUUUAGAAGAAGAACGUCACAUGAGGGAAGAAAAUCUGAGACUCCAACGUAAACUGCAAAGGGAAAUGGAAAGGAGAGAAGCACUCUGCAGACAGCUGUCUGAAAGCGAGUCCAGCUUGGAAAUGGACGAUGAAAGAUACUUCAAUGAGAUGUCUGCUCAAGGACUCAGACCUCGCACUGUAUCCAGCCCUAUCCCCUACACACCAUCUCCAAGUUCCAGCAGGCCUAUAUCUCCUGGUCUGUCUUAUGCAAGCCAUAGUGUUGGUUUUACACCGCCCACUACCUUGACACGUGCUGGAAUGUCCUAUUACACCUCACCUGGUCUUCAUGUACAGCAUAUGGGAACUUCUCAUGGCAUUGCGAGGCCUUCCCCAAGGAGGAGCAACAGCCCCGACAAAUUUAAACGCCCAACACCUCCACCCUCCCCAAACACACAGACAGUGGUUCAGCUGCCACCACCGCCGCCACCACCAUCCCAACCAGCCCAUUCCCAGCCUUCGACGUAUCCUCCUCCUCCUCCUCCUCAGCCAUAGAGUGCACGUGCUGUGAAGCAGCUGAUCUGGAGUGGACUGAUGACAUAAAAAGCAGUUUACUAAAGCCAAAGGCUUAACUGGCAUCUUUUGGAUUUGACUUAUUUGCACUGAGAUUAUAUAGGCUUCACCGCUAACUGUGUUGUAAAUGUUUGUCUGAAGGGCAGCCAGUGUUGUUUGUCCACAACACUAAUUUACUACAUUUUGUCAGUGUUGACUGGAACCUCAUGCAGAAUCCUCGUUUUGUUGCUGAGUAUCUGCCACAUCCAUUUGGUGGUAACACGUGAUUUGAAUGUUCUGUCGGUCAGGGAGCUCCAAAGCUUCUUUCCACAGAUUUGUAAAAAGAAAAGACCUUUCCAAUUAUUACAGAAUUUUGCAGUAAUUACAAGCAUGAUGUGUCUUGUUUUCUAGACUGUGUUUAUGCUUCAAUGUUAAUGCUUUAGUGUCUUGUUGGGUUUUGCCAAGCAUUUACAGAAUUAGCACUACAUUUUGAAACAAAAUAAUGGGGAAAUGUUUUAACUGCAUCAUUCAAAUGCAUCCAGCACUAUCACUGAAUCUAAUGUUUACCAGUGGUAUGAUUUAUGUCCAAAUAAGCAGCAUAUAAGCUUAAUGCAGAUUCAGUAUUGAAUUUCUGUGAUGUGCUGUGACUGCUGUUUUUUUUUAAAAAUAAGAAUUCCAGGGUCUAGUUCUGGCAAAUCUAUACCAUUUGGCAGGGGUGAUUUCUAAAUUUAAUUAUUUUGAUUUAUUAUAGAUCAGGCUUAAGGCAAAAUGAAAUAUAUCCUUUUUGAAUUUCAAUCUAAGAUCAACAUUUCUUGAUGUAAACUGUAACCUGCAUAGGUUUAAUGUCUGUGGGCUUUGUAGAUAGUAAAUCAUUAGACGAACAAGCUGACGUGUUUCGAGCGAACGUUGUCUGCUGUAAAAUACUUGCUUUUGACGACAAGUAAUCAUCAGCUGAAAUAUUGAGUCUUGCAAAUUUAUGUUUAAAAGAACAAAGUUUGUCUUUGCUGCCAACUCAGCUUUUCAGAGGGGUUUGAAGAGAAUUUAGAAAACUGUUUUGAGCAGACAUUUUUUGUGGUGUAAUCUGCUAACCCAGGUGGAAACUUUUUCAGUUUUCAAGGUAUAAUGCUGUCAUAACCAAAUAAUUCUGUACUGCUUGGUAGAUGUGGGACAGGCUGCGGAGAGCACAAGUUCUUGGCUGUAAUGAAAGCUUCAAUAAUACAUGAGCCGGUACACUGUAUAACAGGGAGAAAUCGUAAAUACAGUUUUCCGUUCCUCCAACAAAAAUAAAUUGUUUGGUUUGGCUUUGCAGCAGCAUUAAUAAUGUAAGAGUCCUUUUUUGCUUUUUUAAAAACAAAACCCUUGUGUUGGGAAGAGGAGUGAGAAGGGAAUGAGUGGCCACCAGUGGAUCUUGUAAUCCACCUACUUUGAGGCAUUGUUUAUCGGAAAGUUGAAUCUUUUUUAGUUUAUUCUUUGUACUAGAUGGUUAUGAUUCGCCAAAGGCUUUGCGGACCGAGCCACCCAAACCACAAAGGUACGAAGUUCAAUCUCUGGGCUAUGCUGAGGUACCUGCUCAUAACUAAACUAACAUUUGUAGCUGCGUUUGGUUUAGCAUCCAACUGGGAAAAAUUGGUUUGAUUCCAUGCUGCUAACUAUUCUUUAUUGAGGUGUUGUCAAUGGAAAUUGGAUGGGAUUAAGACUUGAGUUCAUUUGUGAUCUUUUCUCCUGCCUUCCCUCUGUGUCCCAGCACUCCUACUUUAUCACCGUCAUCCUCCAAUGGAAAGUUACCUGAAAACCACACACCAACAAGACCUCUAAGCUUUCAGGAAGUGAGUAGAAUAUUAUUGAAGGAAUAGGUACUCUUUGUCCAAGCAGUCUUAUGCUGCUACUUAACCUGAAAUAUAUGUUCAAAUUUGGCAUGAAUCUGCUGCCCAUGUACAUAGGAGCAAAAACUAGCUAUUUAGUUAUUGGGGCACAUUCUUCCAUUGAAUUGCAUCGUGUAUCUUAAAUCCUUUUACCCAACUUAUUUGUACAUUCUUUGAUUAGAUUUUUGACAGCAUUGUUAUUUAAUUUCUAAAGCUACAAUGACUCUUUGCCAGGGAUUUCCAGGUUUCCAUAAAGCCUUUAUGAAGGAGUGCUUCCUGACAUCUCAGAAAAUUCAAACGUUAACUUUAUGCCCCACUAUUCUGACUCAUCACAGCAGGUACAAUUUAUUUCUUUCAAAAUCCGUGUAUGCCUCCUGUUAGAUCACUCCUUAAUAUUCUGCCACAGGUGAAUAAAAACUUCAUCUAUUCGCUCUUAUAACUUCGCCUCAAUUCAGUACCCAGAAUUGAAGAAAUUACCCAAUGUGCGGUCUAAUAAGUUUUAAGUCUAACUUUCGAUCCUUUGUAGUCAAAUUCACUGUUCCCAUAACUUACCGGGUUUUGCUUCCACUAUUGAGUUUAAAGUAUCAUUAUGUUGAGAUGCCAUAGGAAGAACUUCAAUCAAAUUCUGUAGUUUUUGUCUGUUUCUUUUACAGGCAUUACUUACCAAUGGUGUUCAUAAGCUAUGCUGAACCCAUCAAUAUUUUCUGGAUAAACUAAUAGUGACAAUCUUGGUUUUUACUUUUAAGAAAGAGUGGUGAUUGAAGACCCAAGGAGUCAUCUCUGCAAGUUUUCAAUAUGGAAUGAGUUGGAUUGUUGCUGCUUUGAGUUGCUGAUAUAAAUCCAUUCUGUUCAGAUCAACACUGAAGUCAGGGUGGAAAAUAGGCAUUGGGUAUGCCUACAUUUUAGGCAGCCUAUGCUCCUGACUAUAAAUUGCACACAUUUGUGGGCCAAAAUGGGCUGGGUGCCAUGUUAAUGAAGGGUUUAGAACACAAUCAGUGAACAAUCUAAAGACCGGACAGAUUAUGAUAUCCAUCAUUAUGCAAUGCUAAUUUGACACCGGAGCUACUUGUUGGAACCCAACGUUCUAGCUAACAUCCACAUUAAUCCUUGCAUGGCUGGACGCUCUUACGUCAGUGGGCUGUUAUUUAAGAGGAUCCUCCAAUACUUUGAUUAUCUUUUGACUGUUGCAGUGGUUCUGCAUGCAAAAGUGUACAGGAGGUGAUGUGGUAGGUGCUGAAAGACUUUGUUCUGACUUCUGCACGAACCAUCUUCUCCUGGGAAUGCAUUUAUAGGCUUUCCUCUAGAAAUCUAGUGUGAGUGAAGAAAAAGAGCAGAUGUCAUCCUGAGAAUAACAUCCUGUUGAAAGAGGCAAGAGUAGAUGGCAAAGGGUGGAUGGGUGUGUGGAAGAUGGAUUCUUAACAGCCUGAAGUCCCCUCUGCCCUUAGUAUUCAGGAAGCGAGGAACAAUGCAUUGACUAUGCUUCAAUAAAGUUUUCCUCACUGAAAUCUGUCAAUUCUUCCAGCCAUAAUCACAACCUUGAAACAGGGCAAUGGCUGCAUUUCCAAUGACAGCUAAGAUGACUAGCAAUGAAUUUGUAUGAAACACGCAGUGCUUGAAUUUGUAUGAAACACGCAGUGCUUAAAUUUGGUUGUAGUUUGCCAUGAUUUGCAGUCUGUGACAUUGGGCACUCCAUUGAAUCCACAAGUAUCAGACUGACUUGGGCAUCACUUCCACAUUGGAAGGACUGGGGUUCACUGUAUAGAAGGCCUUCUGUCAUGUUGGUACUGCCUUUUUAACACAGGUUUUUCAAUUUACCAAGUGUUUCAUUGUGCAAACCUGUUGGCUGCCUUUAGGCUAACUCAGUUUUCUGUAGCUACUCAUCACUAGAGCUUGUCGUUUACCACCGGAAGACUGUGUGGUCCUUAUCAGCUGGCUGCAGCACACUUGUAAGCGAUGUCUCGCCAUGUGCAAAUUCCAUCUCUGCCAUCCUUUGUUACUUUGAGUUGGUGGUUAAUUGUGAGAUUGACUGCUGGCAAAUGUGCAUUUUCAGGAUCUUAAUUUUUUUUCUGCUACUCGCUGACUCUUGGGUAUCUAAAAUUUAUUAAGAUGGUAGGGAAGAGUGAAAGUAAUCUGUAUUCAUUUGCACUAGCUUCAGCUUUUAAAUUUGGAAUGUGUGGGUUGAAGGAGAGAUGGGAUGUGUGGACCAUGUGCACCACAAUCUUUGCACUGUGGCCAGGACAUUUGCCAAUACUAUCCCCAUAAUUUCCAGCCUUCUCCUCCAUGGAGUUUAGGUCAUGCAAAUGGGCCUGCAGUCUGUCAGCUGCUGCUGCCUCUGGUUGUAUCCUGACUUCCACUGCAGAAGAAAGCAUGCAAGGGAAUGUUAGAUAAUCUAUUAUGGCGUGACUGGUUAAACAACUGGAACUGUUCGCAAGCUAGAAAAUGCGAGUCGGAAGCUUCCAGCAUUGUUGUGUGACAGUGCACUGGAACAUAUGAGCAUUAGAUAAGAGUCCUGAUUACCAAAGAUUAUUGGUAGAAAUUACAGGCUAUGCUACUUGACUGGUCUCUGCUGAUCACAGUCCAGUGGUAGAAUGUGACAUGAGGCACCAUUCAUGGACAAUGAUCACACAUGAGGACAUUAAACUUGAGAAUUACUUGGACAAUGAAUCCUACUACCAUCUUGGUGUGUUUCUGGAGGGCAUUCUGACCCUGCAGAUCAAGGACAUCCCUCAUGCACCAUCUCUAUUGAGCUCUCUAGUGCCACACCAAAAAAUCUUAUGAAACUUUGUCUCCCAAGUUCUGUAUUCAAACCAUUUCACAUAUCAGUUUUGCCUCUGUUUCAUUCAUUUAGACUUGCUUUAAUCGACAUGACCUUUCAUGAUUUAGGCCCUUUAAUCCUUGAACCAACUGACAACAGUGCAGUUAUCAUCAGCUGGAAGCUGAAAUCAUUGAAAUGAAGAGCCAGAAUGAAGCUAGAGUGCUGUCUGCAUUCUAAUCACUGGCUCACAUUACCUGUGUUCCCUGUAGGCAUUUCUGGAAACUACUGAUUUUGCCUCCAUAGAUCUUUCAGAAAUUGAGAUAACUGUAAGAAAAGCAAAGAUGUGCUCCCAUCUUGUCCCUUCUGCCAAGAAAGUAGGAGUUUCAUUUCUAAUGGUGUCUGCAUUGAUAUGAAAAGAUUAGAACUUUAUCCUAUCAAUGGUGGAGUGCCUAACCAUUUAGCAGUCCACUGUAUAAACCCAAAAUCUUUGACAGUGGUUAAAGAAAAAAAAGUUCUCAUUUAUUUUGCAUCUUCCAUGCACCUUUUUGGUUUUACAGGACUUUGGGACCCCUGACAAGUACUUCGAAGUGCAGUCACUUAUAAAUAUAAAAAAAAAUGUGAUAAUCAGUUUGUCCAGGUCAGUUUCCCAUCUUUUGUGUGAUAAUUUGCUGUCGGCCACAGUUUAAAGUGUCAUACAACAAACAGCACCUUCAAUACACAACUGUUCAUUAGUGCUCCACUGGAAUAUUGGCUUGCAUUUCUUAUGCUUGCGCCUCUGGAGCAAGAUAUAAACCCCAAGAUUUUUUUUUCUGCUGCAAGUACUACCAAAACUGAGCCACUGUUGGUUGGUAUUGGAAGUGAUCAUCGGUUUGGAUAGGCAAGUGUAUUGAGAAAAUAACAUUACUGGCUCAGUAUCUUCAGGCUAUCCAUCAAUAAUUUGUAACAAUUUGAUCUCAUCCUAAUUAAGAUGCUUUCAUAUUCAAGGACACUUGUUUCCUGUGGCCAAGGCAAAUGUUGCAUUUGUAAUGUGUGGGUUUUGCCAUGGUAUUGAGGACCAUAAUGGGCAAAUUAAAACAGAAAAUGCUGGAAACAGCUUUCUUGCACCUGAAAUGUUAACUAUUUCUCUUUGUACUGAUGCUGUCUUGCCUACCUUUUUGUUAAAUUUCUGGUAUCUGCAGUUUUUUUUCAUUGUGUGGAAAUACUUCCAUUUUACUGUGUAAACUGCAGAUCAGUGAUUUUUACCCCCCCCCCACCCCCCCCCCCAUGUCAACUCUACAGUUUUAAAAUCAGACCCAAAAUUGUCCUAUCAACACAACUUCAGGUCAAGAUUUUGAAUGUUGAAUUGCCCCAAAGGAGGGUACUUGUACAAGUACUGUUCUUUCCCAUAUUCUUCCCUACCUCCCAGAAAAAAUCUACAAAAGUUUUAAGCUGUUUCCAUAUGAACCAAAUUUGUUAGGUUUAAGAGUGCUGUUUUAUCGUUGUGGUGCGAGAGAAACUAAAACAUGAGCUGUUGUAAGCUGAGUCAAAACUGAAGGGACAAUUGAGCUGCCCAUGAUCCAUAGAUUUAUUUCAUCUAUUUAUGUAUACACUUAAUAUUUUCCUGCCUGCAAAGGCUCUUGCAUUCUAUCAAGACUACAGUAUGGUGAUCACAUCUAUCUAGUAUCCGAUAUCACCUGCAACCCAAAUUGACCAAAACAGGUGUACACUGAUGCCAGUUGUGAUUUGACCAUUGGUGUCAAGUAUAAAGUGUGCAAAACUACUGGAAAAAUUUAAACUGUAGGUCAAGUAUUAAUCGGAUGGGAAUCAGGCAGAGUGUUGGGUAUAAUCAACUAUUAAUCUCUUCUUUCAUCCCCAAAAGACUUGCAUAUUCCAGCCUUAAUUUUGGCUACAAAAGUGACUGCUACUGUUAGUUCCAAUUUCAUAUUUGAAGAAUGAAGAUUUGAGUUCAAUUUAGUGUGCGAGGUUAUGUGGCUGUUGAACAUCUUGCCCAUCCUUCAAAAACGUGAAGAAACAUUGUUAAACCUAAGUCUGCGGAGGAGAGAGGGGUGGGACUGUCCAAUAAUAACAAAACAAGCUGGUGCAGUAUUUGACAAGAAUUUUUUGAUGCAAUUAUUGGGCAAUCUAGUUAUAUAAAAGUGAUAACCAAAGGCUUUUUUUUGCAUUGUUCUUUAUACUAUUUGGACUGAUAAUUGUGAAAGUUAGAUUUUGAUUAUCCUGAUAUCAAAGUUGUAUUAAUGCUUUCAAGAUUUUCUUUUGAGAUUGAUGAUCCAUUUCAUUUUGGGCUGGCUAAGGUGAUGGAAGUGGAAGAUAAAAUAUCAUGGAUUAGUCAGUCAAAAUUUGGAGUCUUGACUUUGUUCAUAAUCCCAAACCAUAAGAAUUGAAGUAGCCUGAGUAAUUUUUGAGGUAGGUGGAUAAUUUUUACCUUAGAGUAUGCCGUUGAGACUUUGUCACAGAAAAUGAAAAACAAAAUUGGUUGGAAUUUUGAGUGAUUAUGCUUUAAGUGCUAGUAUUUAAAUAAUGCCCCCACUAAAAUGGUAUUCCUUUGAGUGAUCUAGUUGCCCUUAUUUCUUGAUCUUUCUAACUAACUUUUCAGUUUUACAAAACUGAUUAAAUGGUAUGCAUGAGUUCCUAAAUGGGCCUCAAUUUCUUAAAAAAAUGAAGGUUUGGGUAAAGUUCAGCAAUGUGAACGUGUUUCAUAAAUUAGAGCAUCGUCUCUUUCAAGAUGAGAAACGAUGCGUUUUACUUGCUGGUAAUUAGUGAAGAAAAUAAGACGUGCUUUUAAGCUUGUGUUUACUGUUCAAUAAAAGAACUUGCAUUUGUAUAGCUUAUCUUGUAUUCAGAGGGUCUCCCAAAAGGCUUCACAAGCAAUUGAACUACAUCACUGCUGUCAUGCAAAUAUGCAGCAUACCUACAUGACCUUAUUUCAAAGUAAAACAAUUGACUUUUGAAAUCUGCUUUAAUUGAAGUAUGCCUUUACCUAGCUCAGCAGUGUUAGAAUCUGUUAGUUAAAAAUGUAAGUUGUCCUACUCAUUAUGCACUUAGAAAUGCGGACUGACCAAAGAUCUAAUUAUCUUAAGUUUUGUUUUGCACCUAUGUGAACUAUUUGUUUUACUUGUCAAUUGUAAUUUAAAUCAGCAUCUUUCACUUUAGACCUUUACACUAAACCAAGAAGAUCUCAAUUAGUCUAUUACUUGAGCACUCUGCUUGCUUCAAACAUCUCAGAUGAAGAGGGGUGAAAGUCUUGCAGCUCAUUUUAGUUCUUUGAAAUGCAGACGCCCUUAUUUGACCUGGUUUUUAGUAAACAACCAAAAUUGGUUCUGCAACUUGAAACUGCCCAAAACCCAAUCAAUUCAUGUACAUGUUGCUAAAUAAAGCUGACAGUUCUUGUUUAACUGUUUUGCUUAACUUAGAUCUUUUCACUUUGCAUUUAAUUAUACAACUACCCCCAUCUUGAAAGAUGGUUAUAAUUGGCCAAAUAACAAAUUAGAAUUAAAGCAGUUUAACUAUUUAAAUUGCAUUGUGUUUAGUUACCUUAAAUUCACAUUCAAGCAUGCUUAUGCCCUUUUAAUUAACAAUAGCUACAAUACUAGAUUAGCUUAAAGUGAAAUAUUAAACUUACUGCCAUGCAGACUCUUCCCCCACCCCAAUGUUUUGUGUGCUUUUUGCACUUGGAUAGGUAUGAACAUAUAGCAACCGACCGAUACCACUGUGUAUAUCAUGUCCAUUAGAUGAAUACAAGAUGCGGCAAAUUUCUGAUAGCAUUUCUAAUUUGAUUUUAAAUGUAUUCAUCCAAGUUUACUAUCUAAACAAACAGCAAAUUCCGGCAAUUAUAUGCAUGUUGGAGUGUUUAAAUGGCAAAAAGCAUUUUGUAAGCUUUGUGCAUAAAUAUUGGUCAUUCUGAAUAAACAUGUUCAUGGUCUGAAUAUUUUUCAAAAUUGUCUUCAAAAUUUCACUAAGAUUUUAAACAAUAGAGCAAAAUAAACAGUUUUUCCUACAUAAUUCCAUGUAAGAUAUGAUUUGGGUUGAUUAUACCUAUAAAUGAAUAUUACAAAUGUACUUUUAAGUAGUCAGCCUUAAAUUAGUUUUUAAAUGUAGGAAUACAUUCAUCUGCAUUUUGAUUAAACCCUGGAUGACUUUGGCGCAUGUAUGUACAUUUCUAAAGUACAACAGGAAAUGUGCUCAAUUCCAUCUGGUUUCCUCCUUUAUAAUUGAUCUAAAAUUUGCUAAUUAUGUUGAGUUAGUUUUUUUAACCACGACUUUUAAAUAACAUCAAUUGAACUGCAGUAUUUUAGGAUUUAUGUUUUAAAUUAACAAAUCCCUUGUGUAGCUGACACAUUAAGAAAACCCAUGUAUGAAAUGAGUGGUUUUUGUAA